GCCCCGGGUCCCUGUCUCUGCUCAGUCGAGGGGAUUAAUGAUAAAGAGCCGCUCCUCUCCUCUCCUCCCAUGUAGGUCAUGCUAUGACCGCCUCGUUACUCCUCGGCUCGCCCUGGAUCGACCCGGUCAUGUUCCUCUACGACGGCGGCUCACAGGAGGAGAGAAGCAAGAAUAUGGAAGGCUUCACCGGUGGGAACUUCGCAGCGAACCAGUGCAGGAAUCUGUUGGCGCAUCCGACCUCGCUGGCUCCCAGCACCACCUACGCUGCGAGCGAAGUGCCAGUCUCUGGCGUAGGGGAGCCUGGCAAGCAGUGCAGCCCCUGUUCUGCCACUCAGAGCUCGCCCAACGCCUCUUUGCCCUACGGAUACUUUGGGAGCGGGUACUACCCAUGCAGGGUGUCACACGGCGGCGUCAAGGCGUGCGCGCAGCCCUCCGGUUAUGGAGAGAAAUAUGCAGAUUCGUCGGUCUCUGGUGAGGAGUUCUCCACCCGGGCGAAAGAGUUUGCCUUCUACCAGGGAUAUUCCUCCAGCCCCUACCAGCCCAGCUACCUGGACGUACCGGUGGUGCCUGCGCUGAGUGCUCCAUCAGAGCCCAGAGAGUCUCUGCUGCCCAUGGAGCCCUAUCAGCCCUGGGCCAUCACCAACGGGUGGAGCGGUCAGGUUUACUGCACCAAGGAGCAGCAACAGCCAAACUCUCUGUGGAAAUCCUCAUUACAAGACUCCUUAUCUGUUGGUGUGGACAGCUCAGUCCGUCGUGGGAGAAAGAAACGUGUGCCAUACACCAAGGUGCAACUCAAAGAACUGGAGAGGGAGUACGCCACCAACAAAUUCAUCACUAAGGACAAAAGGAGGCGGAUAUCUGCGCAGACGAACCUGACAGAGAGACAAGUGACGAUCUGGUUCCAGAACAGGCGCGUAAAGGAGAAAAAAGUUGUCAAUAAGUUCAAGAGCUCCAGUUAGCUCUGGAGACAUUCCCAAUGAGUGAAAGACAGACAUGGGUGCGCUUACAGCAGAGGAAAAGGGGACAGAAAACUGUGCUAUAAUUUAUUCCAUUUAUGAACCGCUACGCGCUCUCGACAGAGCGGCUCUGGUUUGAACUAUGUUUCCCUCCUCGUUUUAAUUGGAACCAGUCCGUGGGACCUGUUGGCAGAAAGUCGGAAGUGAUCUAAAGUUUUAAGGCUAUUUUUUGCAUGGGAUGCUUCAGUAAUCACCAUGGUGACAAGACAUCCUGCGUUGAAACGGUUGAAACUCCAACAAAUUGUGCGCAUUUUUCUGUUAAUGAGAAGAUAUAAGGCUGAAGCGCCCGAAAAAAUAAGAGUAACACUUUUAUGUUUCUGACUGUGGUGAAGAAUAAAAGCAGCAAAAUUAAUGGAAGACAUCUGUAGUGUUUUUAUCCCAAAUUUAGGCUCCAACCUCAAUUAGAAAAAUUAAUUUUCCUUUCAAAACAUUCUCAGCAGGUUACCUACCAAAUAAAACAUUCCCAAGCGUUUCAUUUGAUAUUAAAUCAGGAUUUCCACAGUUUCACCCAAGGGCGCUUUCGGGAGGUUUUGGGAGUGGUGACCAGAUGGUCCCCGAUGAUGAUCUUGAUGUGACACUGAAACCCAAAUUAUUAUUGGUGCAAUUGUUAUAAACAGGGGGAGGUGGCACACUAUGAAACACAAGAACGGACAUACAUUAACAUUAUUUAUUUAAAAAAUAACAUUUGCAACUAAUGUUAGCUCAUUUGCUCCUGUGUUAAAUUAAUUUUGAGAAAUAUUGGAGGCCGGGGGACCUGCAAAACUUGUAAAGGAGGCCUCUGACACUUUUGCCAAGGCCUGUACUUAGAGAAGAUUAUGUUACUCCCGUAUUUACCAAGAAAGCAUUUUCUCAUACUUAACAUUUAAGAAAAGCUUUACAAAAACGGAUGAGAUACAUUAAACACAUUUAACGUGUAAAUAUUUUCUGUGCAGCUAGGCCUGUUCCUGUUUCUUAUUCAUAAGCCAACGUUUUGGACAAUAAAUGUUUUAGAGACACUGAGUGCUGUCACAGGGUUUUCGUUUAUCUUUCUUUUUCAUAAGAAAGUUAAAAUAAAGUGUUUGACUUCCAAAUGAAAAUAUGAUUUAUGUUUGGUGUAACGAUUGACGUGUUAACUGGCAAACGGGACCGACGAUAAGUUUAUAUGCAGGUCCCAGUAUUUACCACAGACACUCUGGGUCGCCAUCUAGUGGCCAAUCUUCGUCUGUACAGUUUUAUUUGCCUCCGGGAUGCAGUUUUAAAACUUGUAGUUAGAUUCUGCUGGGUACUGCUCAUGUUGCUGCAUUGAAUUGUGGUUAUAAUUACUUCAAUAAAUAAUAUAUAUCAGCAA
Molecule: messenger RNA, 2343 nt
Organism: Girardinichthys multiradiatus
Lineage: Eukaryota; Metazoa; Chordata; Actinopteri; Cyprinodontiformes; Goodeidae
Gene: hoxa13b
Product: homeobox A13b
Exons: 2
Coding region: 84-959 (291 amino acids)
Biological process (GO): regulation of transcription by RNA polymerase II
Molecular function (GO): RNA polymerase II cis-regulatory region sequence-specific DNA binding; DNA-binding transcription factor activity, RNA polymerase II-specific
Source: RefSeq, a predicted model, not a curated record